Messenger RNA from Nezara viridula (southern green stink bug), 1175 nucleotides. Lineage: Eukaryota; Metazoa; Arthropoda; Insecta; Hemiptera; Pentatomidae. The record is from the annotation of a GenBank genome assembly.
AUGAUCAAUGGUGCGGUUCCCAUUGUUCUAGCAAAACUGAUGACGGCAGCAUGUGACUUGGCCAGGCAAAGCCAAACACUACUACACGACAGACAGCGGGACCCUGGAGCACGAAGGGCCAGUGUUUUCCAGCUGGUUGGCUUUGAACUACCCCCUCAGCAGGCUGGACAGUGGCAGCAUCACCCUCAACUGCUCCAGCGCUGUCGCUGGCCUUCCUCCUCUGUCCUCUCUCUUCGUGUCCAGGUUGUCAUCAGCUUCUGCAGAGCCUGCUAAGCAGCGCCUUCACAACCACGGUGUACGGCUCGCUGGUUGGCCGCUGCUCAUGAUCCUCUGUCUCCUUUCGUGACGCCUAUUGUCAUCUCCGGAAAAGAGUCCUCAGGGUCGCUGAUGGUGCCUGGAAAUUGUUCUCCAGCAUCUGCUGAAGAUGUCCUUGAUUUAUUUAGCGACGGUUUCACUCUGGAGAAUUCUUUUAAUGUGUUUCGGAGUGAUGACUUCCUUCCUCUGUGGGCGGUUGCCCAGAGACUGAGUAUAUCUGUUCCUUUACCACUUUUAAUUAUCUCCGCCUCAGAAAAAGGUUUCAUUGAUAUUUACAUUAUACUUAUUUAUAAGAAUAUUUCAUAAGGCAUGAAUUUUCUGUUGCAUUACUAUAAUUAAAAAUAAUAGUUUUAAUAAAACAUUAAGCUUCUAAAUGGUCAGUGUGAUAAUAUUGUAAUAUAUAUUUUUUUCAUCUUUAUUACGAUUUACAUCGACACAUAUUUUAAUAGUAUGAAAAUAAGGUAAUAGUAGUAGAUCGGAUGUGUAUAUAUUGAACUUUCAGCUCAUUUGAAAAAUAUUUGUAACAUUGCCAUUUAUUAUUAUUGUUCCAUUCGUUUCUGAUUGUUUCUCAUGAUUAAAUAUUAACUAAAUUUAACUGAGUAUACAUACCUCCCUAUUUGUAUUAAUAAUGAAAUAUUUUAUUUCUUAGAACUGUUUCACUCUAUUCCAAAUGACAACUGUUAAGAUUUUUAACAAUAUAUCAAAAGUUCCGUAUUAUGAUUAUUUUAUAUAAUUAUUUUUUUAAUUUUAUAUUUAACGCAUUUAAUAGUUUUAAAAAUUGAAAGAUUAACAAAAACAAUACAAUAUCAUAUCGAAAUAUUAAUAUUUUGAUAAUAACAAACAAUUAAACCUAUAAAAAC